AUGUGGGAACCUCAACGUAACAACCAAAUUGGUUAUAUCUCGGGAUGUCUAAUCAUGCCCGAUUUUAUCAAUCAAAUGCAAGGACCCGGUGCUACAGCUAUAACUUCCCACAAUCAAUCGAUAAUCACUUCAUUACUUUCAGCUGGAACGUUUUUCGGUGCUCUAGGUCAAGCGUUCACCAGUGAUACUUUAGGCAGAAAACAUUCUAUCCUUGCUUGGUCAGCUAUUUUCACCAUUGGUGUAGUUGUUCAGGUUUCUUCUUUCUCCAUCGCUCAAAUCAGUGCAGGUCGAUUCGUAGCUGGUUUAGGUGUAGGAGCUUUAUCUGCUGUCGUACCUUUGUACAUUGGUGAAGCAGCGCCGAAGAAGCUUCGAGGUACCUUGCUAGUCUUAUAUCAAGUCCAGAUCAUCUCCGGUUUGUUCUUGGCUUACCUUGUCGAUCUUGGAACUCAUCAUUUACAAUCAUCAGCAUCAUGGCGAAUCCCAAUUGGACUUCAACUUGUUUGGGGAGCUUUCUCAAUGGGAGGUUCAUUAUUGUUACCUGAAUCACCUAGAUUGUUAUUAGGAAAAGGAAAAGAAAAACAAAGCUUUGAUAGCCAUUGCUAA
Molecule: messenger RNA, 603 nt
Organism: Kwoniella shivajii
Lineage: Eukaryota; Fungi; Basidiomycota; Tremellomycetes; Tremellales; Cryptococcaceae
Exons: 6
Coding region: 1-603 (200 amino acids)
Biological process (GO): transmembrane transport; carbohydrate transport
Cellular component (GO): plasma membrane
Molecular function (GO): carbohydrate:proton symporter activity
Source: RefSeq, a predicted model, not a curated record